UUCAGGUGAAGAGGAGGAAAAGGAGGAGGGAAGAUGGUGAGAGGGAAGACGGAGAUGAAGCUGAUAGAGAACUUGACGAGCAGGCAGGUGACAUUUUUGAAGUGGAGGAAUGAUCUUCUGAAGAAGGUGUUCGAGCUCUCAGUCCUUUGCGACGCCAAGGUCACCGUCAUCGUCUUCUAUCUCCGGGGAAGGCUAUGUGAAUUCUCCAGCACCAGGUUUUGGCUAAUAAUAGUAGAGCAGCAGCAGCAGCAUUAUUCGUUCCUCCUGACUCAUGGAUCAUCUAAAAUUUCAUGAACUCUGUGCAACGAUCGACAGGGCUGCAAAGAGCAAAACCUAGUCCACACGACAAACAUCAAAAAAGACGAGGAGAAGAGCUGGGGUGGUGUCCACAGUUUAGGUCAUGCCGUGUAGGGCACGAUUCAUGAUGGAUUUCUUUCUAAAGUCGCAUGAGAUCCUAUCAAACCAUCAAAACUAUCACCACGUUCCUCAGCAAAAUUUCGAAGUCUCGUAUCACACGCAGCCCCCACGGCAGCGCUUAAAGUUUUUGAGUCUAGACACACAGUCAACAGCGCCUGUUUCUUCUGGACAAUUUGGGUAUCUUUGUGAACAAAUGAACAAUUACUUGCAUGGCAUUUCCGGGCGACACCGAAUCAUUCGUACUUGACCAACGCCAAAAGCUGUUACCGGCCCCGGAAGUCUAGCCUUUGGAUGGACUCUUCCUACUUCGUGAGAGUUUCCUAUGAGGUUGCUGCUGUGCUUCCCGAUAGAAUCAUGUGAGAAUGGAAAUCAUUAUCUUCUCUACUUUUCUUUAUUUAAGUCCCAACGCAACACGUUAGUGUGGAGGAAGAGUUAGAUUUCCCUCCCUUCUUUUUGUUGGUAAAGUUGGGUGAAUUAAAUAAUAUGACUAUAGAUAUACCCUUCAGAACCAGAAAAUAAAAAUUGAAAAAUUUAGAUGGAAGAUGUA
Molecule: messenger RNA, 964 nt
Organism: Phoenix dactylifera (date palm)
Lineage: Eukaryota; Viridiplantae; Streptophyta; Magnoliopsida; Arecales; Arecaceae
Source: RefSeq, a predicted model, not a curated record